UUCUCUAAUCCCCUGUUCCCCGCCACUUCUCUCCUCUUCGCGUCUCCCAUGGCUUCCACUCUCUCACUCCGACCUCUUCACCCUCCGCUCCUCUCCAGCCUCGAUCACCACCCUCUCCUCAAACCCUACUUCCGCACCCCCUUUCGCCGAAACCCUAACCCUAGCCCUAGCUUCUCCCCCAGAUUCCCCAUCUCCGCCUCCUCUUCCUCUUCGUGGGAGCGGGAGGAGGCUCGGUGGCUCCGGGAGGAGCAGCGGUGGAUCCGCGAGGAGCGGCGGUGGCUCCGCGAGGAGUCGCGGUGGCGAUCGGAGCGCGAGUCGCUGCUCGCCGAGAUCGCCGCGCUCCGGCGACGCCUCGAGGCGCUGGAGCGCGGCGGGGUGGGGAUGGGAGCGGUGAUCCGCGCGGCGGAGCCGAGGCCGGUGCUGGUGGAGGAGGCGGCGGUGAAGGAGAUGGUGCUCGAGGAGGUUAGGGUUUCGGAGGUAGCGGUGGCGAGGAAGGGGGAGGAGGAGGUGUUGGUGGGGGAGGGGGAGAGCGAGGAUCGGCGGCGGAGCAGAACGUUGAGGAAGGGAGCGGAAGGCGAUGAUGUUCGAGCAAUGCAGGAAGCUUUGCAAAAGCUGGGCUUUUAUUCAGGCGAAGAAGACAUGGAAUUCUCUAGCUUUUCAACUGGGACAGAGCGUGCAGUGAAAACAUGGCAGGCCUCAUUAGGGAGUUUGGAGGAUGGGAUUAUGACAUCGGAACUACUAGAAAGGCUAUUUAUUGAGCAGAGAGUGAAGGGUGGUAGCUCAAAAGCAAAUUCAGAUGGUUCAAACGGAGCUGCAGUUGCUUCUGUAACGGAGAUUGCAGAGAUUCAGCAAACAAUAGUUAAAGAAAGUGGUGAUUCGGAAGUUGAGGUUUCGCAGCAAAGAGUGUUUCUUCUUGGUGAAAACAGGUGGGAAGAACCAUCCAGGCUAUCGCAGAGGAAUAAACCCAUCAGUAGAAGCAAUGCUGCGUCCGUUACAAAGUGCCUUUCUUGCCGUGGAGAGGGUCGCCUAAUGUGCUCAGAAUGCGAUGGAUCUGGGGAACCGAACGUUGAGCCACAGUUCUUGGAGUGGAUCGAUGAAGGAGCCAAAUGCCCCUAUUGUGAAGGCCUGGGUUACACAAUCUGCGAUGUUUGUGAAGGGAAGGCUAUUGUUGAGAACUAGUUGUAAACCUUAUUCUCGUUCGAUCUUGUUCUUUGCACAAAAUAGUGCAUACAUGUAUAUGUUACAAAAAUUUUCCUAUGUUUUACCACAAAUGAUCAAUAUUCGCGAGGAAGUUACUCAGAAUUGCAAGAUAAGA
Messenger RNA from Ananas comosus (pineapple), 1315 nucleotides. RefSeq lists its product as uncharacterized. Lineage: Eukaryota; Viridiplantae; Streptophyta; Magnoliopsida; Poales; Bromeliaceae. Bases 49 to 1179 code for a protein of 376 amino acids. The transcript is spliced from 6 exons. The record is from RefSeq and is a predicted model, not a curated record.